Podarcis lilfordi (Lilford's wall lizard) is the source of this 369-nucleotide messenger RNA. NCBI's taxonomy places the organism in Eukaryota, Metazoa, Chordata, Lepidosauria, Squamata, Lacertidae. The record is from the annotation of a GenBank genome assembly.
AUGAGAGAAAAACCCACCUGCCCCUCUAGCUCAAGUCUUUUGAGCACGCACAGCUCAUGCCUUGCAUGCUGCUGCACAAAACCACAUCAUUUCCAUGCCCGCAUUUUCUUGCACUUGGAUUUGGGGGGUGGGCACAGGGUGGUGGUGGUUCUGCCACACCUUCUGAGCACCCCUGAGAGGCUCCCUACCUCCAGGAAUGCUUUUGUUUUUAAAAGAAAGAGCGGAAUGUAUCCUCUCUGCCUUCUGCCAUCUCCCCCCCCCCCCACACGACCACCAACCACAUACGCCAUCUUUGCGCAGGGGGUCCCAGGUCCCACCCCUUCCGCUAACCAAAAUGGCUCAGUCGUCUCUCCCCCCCCCCCCGUUUGA